AGGGAGCAGGUCUGAGCUGAACUGUUGGCAGAAAACACUGCUGCCAUUCUCUGGGAAAGAGUUGUGCCCUGGGGCCAGACCAGCUCUCCAAGGAAAAUGUUUGCGGUACACUUGCUGGCUUUUUAUUUCGCGAAGCUGAAAGAAGAUCAGAUUAAGAAGGUGGACAGGUUUCUGUAUCACAUGCGACUCUCAGAUGACACCCUGCUGGACAUCAUGACCCGUUUCCAAGCUGAGAUGGAGAAAGGCCUGGGGAAGGACACCAACCCCACGGCGUGUGUGAAAAUGCUGCCCACCUUUGUCAGGGCCAUCCCGGACGGAUCAGAGAAGGGGGAGUUCCUUGCCCUGGACUUGGGCGGCUCCAAGUUCCGUGUCCUGACGGUUCAAGUGUCCGAGGACGGCAAGCGGAACGUUCACAUGGAGAGUCAGUUCUACCCAACUCCCAAGGAGAUCAUCCAUGGCAGUGGUUCUGAGCUCUUUGACUAUGUAGCCGACUGUGCGGCAGAUUUCAUGAAGACACGGAACAUAGAACACAAGAAAUUGCCUCUUGGUCUGACGUUUUCUUUUCCGUGCAAGCAGAGUAAAUUAGAAGAGGGAAUCCUGCUUUCGUGGACUAAGAAAUUUAAGGUUCGGGGAGUUCAGGAUACAAAUGUGGUGAGCAGCCUGACCAAAGCUCUGAAAAGACACAAGGAUAUCGAUGUGGACGUCCUGGCCUUGGUCAAUGAUACGGUGGCAACCAUGAUGACCUGCGCCUACGAUGACCCACGCUGUGAAGUUGGAGUCAUCAUUGGAACUGGUACCAACGCCUGUUACAUGGAAGACAUGAGCAACAUCGACAUGGUGGAAGGGGAUGAGGGCAGGAUGUGUAUCAACACUGAGUGGGGCGCCUUCGGGGAAGAUGGCUCCUUGGAAGACAUCCGGACUGAGUUUGACAGGGAGAUAGACUUGGGGUCCAUCAAUCCAGGGAAACAACUGUUCGAGAAGAUGAUUAGUGGGUUGUACAUGGGGGAACUGGUCAGACUCAUUCUUCUGAAGAUGACAAAGGCCGGCCUCCUGUUCCGUGGUGAGAAAUCCUCUGCUCUCUACACCAAGGGCAAGAUCGAGACCCGCCACGUGGCUGCCAUGGAGAAGUAUAAGGAAGGCCUACAGAACACCAGAGAAAUCCUGAUGGAGCUGGGCCUGGAGCCUUCAGAGGAAGACUGCUUGGCGGUCCAACACGUGUGUACCAUUGUCUCAUUCCGAUCAGCUAAUCUCUGUGCAGCCGCCCUGGCUGCCAUCUUGACCCGCCUCCAGGAGAAUAAGAAGCUGACCCGGCUUCGGACCACUGUGGGAAUGGAUGGCACCCUCUACAAAAUCCACCCUCAGUACCCGAAGCGCCUGCACAAAGUGGUGAGGAAGCUGGUCCCCAACUGCGACGUCCGGUUCCUCCUCUCCGAGAGCGGCAGCGCCAAGGGGGCGGCCAUGGUGACCGCGGUGGCCGCCCGGGUGCAGGCCCAACGGAAGCUGAUCGAUGAGGUGCUGUCCCUGUUCCAGCUGACGCCAGAGCACCUGGUAAACGUGAAGAACAAGAUGAGGGCCGAGAUGGAGUAUGGGCUGAAGAAGGAGACCCAGCCCCUGGCCACUGUGAAGAUGCUGCCCACCUACGUCUGUGCCAUGCCUGACGGGACAGAGAAGGGCAACUACCUGGCUCUGGAUCUUGGAGGGACCAAUUUCCGGGUCCUGUUGGUGAAGAUCAGAAGUGGGCGUAGAUCGGUGAGGAUGUACAAUAAGAUCUUCGCCAUCCCGCUGGAGAUCAUGCAGGGCAUGGGGGAAGAGCUGUUUGACCACAUCGUGCACUGCAUCGCCGACUUCCUGGAUUACAUGGGCAUCAAGGGGGCCAGUCGGCUGCCCCUGGGCUUCACGUUCUCCUUCCCCUGCAAGCAGACCGGCCUCGACAAGGGGACACUCGUAGAGUGGACCAAAGGAUUCAAAGCCACAGACUGUGAAGGGGAAGAUGUCGUGGACAUGCUCAGGGAGGCCAUUAAGAGGAGAAAUGAAUUUGAAUUGGAUAUUGUUGCGGUCGUCAAUGACACCGUGGGCACCAUGAUGACCUGUGGCUAUGAAGACCCAGACUGUGAGAUUGGUCUCAUCGCAGGAACCGGCAGCAACAUGUGCUACAUGGAAGAGAUGAAGAACAUCGAGCUGGUCGAGGGCAAUGAGGGCAAGAUGUGCAUCAACACUGAGUGGGGCGGCUUUGGGGACAAUGGCUGCCUGGACGAGAUCAGGACCCAGUAUGACACCGAGGUGGAUGAAGGCUCCCUAAAUCCUGGCAAACAGAGGUAUGAGAAGAUGACCAGUGGCAUGUACCUUGGGGAAAUCGUGAGGCAGAUUCUGAUCGACCUAACCAAGCACGGACUUUUGUUUCGAGGGCAGAUUUCAGAACGGCUCAGAACCAGAGGCAUAUUUGAAACCAAGUUCCUAUCUCAGAUUGAAAGUGAUGGGCUGGCCCUCCUCCAGGUCCGGAGGAUCCUGCAGCAGCUGGGCCUGGACAGCACCUGUGAAGACAGCAUUGUGGUGAAGGAGGUGUGUGGGGCUGUUUCCCGGCGAGCAGCCCAGCUCUGUGGGGCGGGCCUGGCUGCCAUUGUGGAGAAGAGACGGGAAGACCGGAACCUUGAGCACCUAAAAAUCACCGUUGGCGUGGAUGGGACACUCUACAAACUGCAUCCUCACUUUUCUCGGAUCUUGCGGGAAACCGUGAAAGAGCUGGCCCCUCAGUGCGAUGUGACGUUCAUGCUGUCUGAAGAUGGGAGUGGAAAGGGGGCCGCCCUGAUCACAGCUGUGGCCAAGAGGUUGCAUCUGAAGAAGGACAACUGAGAACUGAGAACAGCCAGGGUCCGCUGGGAUCUAGUGGCUUAGGUCCUUCGCCAAUCUCCUGCCCUUGGGAUCUAAGUUGAGUACAGGCCAAUGGGUCCAAGCUACUCUUUUUGGCCAAUAAAGGGAGCCCUGGGCUACUUGUCUUGGUCUUGACACGACCCAAAGAGAAAUCUAUGGGCUUCUAAGGGUUGGAGGUGUGAAGGGGUAGGUAGUCAGUGUUAGCUCCUCCGUGGGACACCCUGGGGCAGAGCGUUUCUGGGGUGAGGCUUUGCCCAGUUUAGCGGGUGCUGAAAACCCUCGUAGUCCUUCCACAACUUAGAGCUGAGAGGGCUUAAGGCUGAUGUAACCUGAAGGAAUUAGGUGAUUCAAGGGUGUGUUUCAUGCUGCUUGCUCUGGCUAAGGUUGUCUCAUUCCAGGCACACACAAAUGACAAAUUAUAGCUCUUUCUGGGAGUUUCAUCCCACACACACAAAACCCCUUGCCACAGGCCACCUCAGAAAUCUUUCAGUGAGUAAUCUCAUCAGGCCGACUCCUAAGUCCUAAGGCAGCUUCCUUCCCUGUAGAUGUGAGUUUAAUACUUGGAUGGCUUGAAAUUUAUGAUAAACGUCCCCAUGGGGAUGAUGAAGAACUACUCCCUUGCCCCAAGAUCCUAGGGUUCCAGCAGUAAAUUUUGUCCCCUCCCUGUUAAGAGAAACAAAUAUUUUAAAAGCUUUUUUAUUUUUUGUUACUGUGACCUUGACAAAACCCAGCAAAUAGGAACAUUUCUACAUACAAAGAAAAAUAGAGAGGAUUGUAUGUGAAGCUACUGCUCCUAUUGUAUACAGCUCAGUGUUUAAAAAGCAAAUAAUA
Molecule: messenger RNA, 3699 nt
Organism: Phascolarctos cinereus (koala)
Lineage: Eukaryota; Metazoa; Chordata; Mammalia; Diprotodontia; Phascolarctidae
Product: hexokinase HKDC1
Biological process (GO): intracellular glucose homeostasis; carbohydrate phosphorylation; glucose 6-phosphate metabolic process
Cellular component (GO): cytosol; mitochondrion
Molecular function (GO): glucokinase activity; ATP binding; D-glucose binding
Source: RefSeq, a predicted model, not a curated record